UUUUCCUAUGCUUACUUUCCAUAUCCCACACCAAGUAUUUUUCAGCUUGAGUCAGAAGUGAGCCACUUUUAUUCUUUUUUUCAAUACCUUUUUGACUUCUGUAUUAUGUGGUCUCGCACCGUGUUACUGGUGAGCAGUUGCUAUGGACCAUCCUUGCCUCCCCUCCCCUUCAGUCCCGUCUAACCAGUUCUGUGGCUGUUGUGAGAGGCUUGCCGGGGUAGGGCCCAUGGACGCAGCAGACAAAUUCUUGAGCGUUUGGUCAUCAUCACAGCAGGAUUCCAGACAUCCUAAUUAGCGGCACUGUUUUCCAAAGGAAAUCAAGCUAUUAUUCCUGAGUUAAUUACAAACUUCUGCAAAAAAUGACCUCUAUGGCCAUAACACUGGUGCUAUGUGUCUCGCUUGCUGUAAACGAUGCAGAAGUUGCCAUUACCCCUGAAAUCUUCCCCUCAGUAGUAAUAGGGAUAUUGACAAGUACAACAGUGAUACUAAAACAGCCACGGUGCUACUUUGAUAAGUUGGAAGGCCUCCCCUGCUUUUUACACCAGUGUGAGAUCUGGCUGGUGGUCGCCAGAGGUCAUGGUGUUAAGAGGUUCGACAGCGAGAAGACCAGCGCCGACAUUCUAUCCAGGUCACCUUAUCCAGACGCCUUCCAGGACAACAUGUCCCCUAACUACUUCAUCACCAGAGUGGGAGUGCAGAGCAGCUUUCCGUGCGGAGAGCUGCCGGGGAUCAGGUACUUCCAAGUGGGAUCCGAGGGGAUGUGCGACACGGCCAACUGCAACGGGGCCCUGCCCGCAGGGGAAACCAUCAGAGUGAAGUAUAUCUUGGUGGAUCCAACUAGUGAAAGAAUAGAGUCUGAGACACGCUGGUCCCAACCCAUCACUCUUCUAACAACCAGGGCCAUCUCCUCCAUCGACGAGUCCACGUGGAAGCGCUCUGCCGCCAUGGUCGUUGUCACCGUCGUCCCCUCCUGCACGCUGGCCGUGCUGCUGCUGCUGCUGGCGGUUGCGCUUGUACAAGACUGCUUCUUUCAAGAACAGACUGAGAUCACAGAACCUCCCUCCCUUGGCCAUGGGAUUAGAAGAUACAACACACACAAUGUUUAUAAUUCAGAAUACUACAGCAAUGUACAGAUAUGAUCUUCACUGAGGAUUCUCCCAUGGAGAAUGGGUCUUACAGAAUUAGAAUGAUCAAUGUAUGAUUGGACAUCAGACAGUGGUAAUUGAUUUAUUUAAUUAAGUUAUGAUCAAAGAACUGUAUUUUCUCUUAGCUAGGCCAUCACAUUAUUGUAUAUUGUAUUCUUUUUCUUUUUCUUAGAAUUUUCUU
This is a messenger RNA of Megalops cyprinoides (Indo-Pacific tarpon), 1326 nucleotides long. Its product is annotated as uroplakin-3b-like protein 1. Bases 360 to 1139 code for a protein of 259 amino acids. The transcript is spliced from 6 exons. NCBI's taxonomy places the organism in Eukaryota, Metazoa, Chordata, Actinopteri, Elopiformes, Megalopidae. The record is from RefSeq and is a predicted model, not a curated record.